Aspergillus welwitschiae is the source of this 1081-nucleotide messenger RNA. RefSeq lists its product as uncharacterized. The record is from RefSeq and is a predicted model, not a curated record. The transcript has 6 exons. NCBI's taxonomy places the organism in Eukaryota, Fungi, Ascomycota, Eurotiomycetes, Eurotiales, Aspergillaceae. Bases 226 to 963 code for a protein of 245 amino acids.
CUUCGCGCCAGAACGGAUUUGAAGUCUUCCUGACCCCAAGUUGGAGAUGGCCUCCAUCAGGCCUCGAGGCCUUUAUAAUUGGGCCCGCGGCAUCUUGGAGACCAUAUUGGCUCAUCGCUUCAUCCUUUCUACACUCGUUCAUUUUUCUGCAUUGUCACUCUUUUUCUCUGCGACCGGUUCGCUUCCAAUUCUACGUUCUUUAAGAAUUCCUUCGUAUUGAUCAACAUGCGCUACUCCUCCGUCGCCGUCCCUCUGGCCUUUGCUGCCCGUGCCGCUGCCGUCACCAGUGAUGCCUGGGCCUUCGGAAACGGGUUCUACACCGGUCCCCCCACGAACGCGCACAUCACCAGGGCCACCUGGUCCUUGGUGCCUCCCGAUGUUCCCUCGAACGUCACUGUGAAGAACUCCGACGACGAGGUCUGGGUGUCGCUGUGGAUUGGCUUGUCCUCUACUGCGGGUGACUACGACGCCGAUCUCUACCAGCCCCUGCUGAACUGGUCUCCCGACAACGAGUCCCAGGGAUGCCCCGCCCCGGAUGACGAGUGGUGUGUCGCUGCGAGCACGUACACUCCUGAUGGUCAGAAUGGCCAGGCCUACGUGACUGUUCCCGCGGACACCCAGGUGGACUUUGAGGUCUACGUCGAAAACGACAAGGUGUACCAGGUCGUCACCAUGAACGGCAAAACCGUCUCCAAGGAGAGCGACGCCCUCGACAACCCCCUCCUCUACCUCUACUCCGGAGACGAGUGCUACACCGGCUCCGGUGACUGCGGUACUCUCCAAUCCUACAGCUGGAACAACAUCACCAUCCACCUCAGCGCUGCCGACGAGAACUUCGGUGACACUCUCUCCCUGUACAGCGGCUCUGCCUCUAACGGCCUCACCACCUCCGACAAGGGCAAAACCUGGCACACCGAUGCUAUCAAGAUCUCCAAGGACACCUUUGCCAAUGUUGAGGCUUAAACAGUGGGUUUUAUUUGAGAUAUUAUUGAAGUUGGUUGAGAUGUAUGUAAUUUGGGGAUUUGUGGCUGCUAGUCAGUUGCAAUUCAUUCUAUUCUUUGGGUUCUUCCUCAUGCUUGUU